GCCAUAAGUGUCCGCACUACAGUGUUAAAGACUUCCAUUAUAAACCAAACGGAGUUCCAACCCAAGCUGUUUGCCUCACACACCAUUUCUGAGGCGAAAACAGAUGAAGUAUUCACUAAUCUUCUCAUACAACGUGGAAGAAAAGCAAUCAUCGGGAAUGGCAGGACAAAUACAAGGAGGGAAGCCCUUGAGUAUUACCAAAAAGUCAGCGGUACUCCAGUUAAGCACUGCGAUGAAAUAUUUUUUGGCACAAGUGAUGAUAAGAAGAAUCCUAGUUCUAUUUUUGUCGUCGGAAAAGCAGGGAUUGGGAAAUCGCUGUUUUGCCAAAAGGUUAUUCGCGAUUGGGCCAAGAACCAGCUAUUUGAAACAUGUGAAAGCACGCAAAUCCCCAAUUUCAAAUUGGUGUAUUUGGUUACUUUCCGUGAUUUGAAUGGGCUUGAAAAUACUUGUGUGACUUUAAGAGAAUUCUUAGACCAUUCCUCGGUCCUAAGCGGCAUUUGCAUGGAUGACGUUUCAUUUGAGUACAUUGUAAACCAUCCUGAAGAAGUUUUGAUUAUCCUUGACGGCUAUGAUGAGUAUUCACAGAAAGAUUACCUCGCUGGAAACUUGGAAAAAGAAUAUCUGAAUGAUGCAAGAUAUAAAAUGCCGGCGGCCGCAUUCUGUUCAAAGCUAAUCAGGGGAAAGAUACUGAAAGGUUCGGUCGUUGUUGUAACCAUGCGGCCUGAGGAAAUGAACAAGUUGGGAGGAAUCCGUUUUGAACAGUUAGUGGAAAUUGCAGGAUUUUCGUCGGAACAGGUUAAAGAGUACAUCGAAAAGUACUUCAAGGAAAACGAAAAGGUGAAGAACGCAGUACUUGAACAUGUCAUGAAGAAUGAGAACCUAGUCAGUUUUGCUCAUAUUCCUAUGCUCUGUUACCUGUUGUGCUUUGAAAUGGAGUAUAUUCUAAACAAAACAGAAAAUCCUGAUGACCUUCCUAUCUCAAUGACCGACAUUUACACAAAACUUAUUGAUAUUUUUGUACUUAAGCACUGCGCCGACUCAGAAUACAGACAGAAUGAAAUGCCUGAAAAAUUCGAGCCUCUUCCUGUCAUCAAGAACACAUUAGAGAAAUUAUCAGAACUAGCGGCUAAACUGCUGCUUGAAAGUAAGCCAUCUUUUGAUGAAAGCGAGAUAGAAGGCGGUUUUGAAUUGCAAGAAGUCAACAAAGUCAUAGGAAGCGGUCUUCUUUACUGUGUUAAGACUUUCAGGACUGGUUCGACUGAAACCACGAAACAUUUCAGCUUCAUACAUCUCACUGUUCAAGAAUACUUGGCCGCACGUUGGUUUGUGAAGGAAAAUCGCAUUCCAGAUAAAAAAUGCUCUGCAGUGGUUUUCCAGUUUAUGGCUGGUAUUCUGUCACGUGAGCGAAACGGGGAACUGAUGGAAGAGUUGUUAACUAGUGGUCAAGGUUUAGAGGGUAAUACUGAAUUACUCAGAGCAAAGUGUCUUAGUGAGUAUAAAGACGAAGAAUUCGCCCAACAGUUCAUCAGGAAUCAUUCCAAAGCGAUUUGUAAUUCACACGGCGAAAUUUUUUUGGAUGAUUUAUCAAAUGUAGACUGCAUUGCAGUAUCAUUUGUGUUGGACAUUAUCAGUGAACUUAACAAAGAGGAAGCGGGAAAGGCACAACACAAAUGUUCUGACAAGUUCAUCGCAGUGAAGACGUUGCGGCUUUUUUUAUCACGGCUGACACUGUCUGGAAUACAACGAGUCUGUAAUUCAUUGAUCAAUGAACACUGUCUGGUAUCUGAAUUGAAUUUAUUAGGUUGUAACUUAGCUGAUGAAUGUGUUGAUGUUAUGGAAGGAUUAGUACUAAGUAAGCUAACCACACUAGAUCUGUCGGGUAAUAAUAUCACUGAAACCGGUGUUGCCAGUCUAUGUGAAGCUUUACAGCAUCAAAGCUGUAAGCUAACCACACUAGGUCUGGGGAGUAAUGAGAUCACUGAUACCGGUGUUGCCAGUCUAUGUGAAGCUUUACAGCAUCCAAGCUGUAAGCUAACCACA
Stylophora pistillata is the source of this 2040-nucleotide messenger RNA. RefSeq lists its product as uncharacterized. Gene Ontology annotation, molecular function: protein binding; catalytic activity. NCBI's taxonomy places the organism in Eukaryota, Metazoa, Cnidaria, Anthozoa, Scleractinia, Pocilloporidae. Gene Ontology annotation, biological process: nucleoside metabolic process. Gene Ontology annotation, cellular component: cytoplasm. The record is from RefSeq and is a predicted model, not a curated record.